AUGCGAGAACUGCAGCAUUGGAGAGACACACCAGUACUCUUACUCUUGAUCUGUACAGGAAUUAUAUCCAAGCAGAAAAUGAUCGAUAAAUGGAUCGAGAAUAAGGCAUCUCGGAUACCAGGAGGCCUAUUUCUAUGUGUACUAGAUGGUACAGUUACAAGCGAUAUAUGGGGCCAGGAUUUUGUUGCUCUGGCGGACACUAUCAAGAAGCAGAAUGCGCGAGAGCAGAGACCGUCGGAGCAGGAUGUGAGGAAGCGUAGGCAAAUGUAUAGUGACGGGAUUGUCGGAGGAGAUCAACUAGCAUACCGAUUGAGAAAACGACGCCAUCUGGACGAGUAA
Messenger RNA from Fusarium poae, 339 nucleotides. RefSeq lists its product as uncharacterized. The record is from RefSeq and is a predicted model, not a curated record. The transcript has a single exon. Bases 1 to 339 code for a protein of 112 amino acids. NCBI's taxonomy places the organism in Eukaryota, Fungi, Ascomycota, Sordariomycetes, Hypocreales, Nectriaceae.